UCAAUCAUCAUUGUUGAAGUAUCAGGUAGGACAUUUAUUCACGCUGGCUUGCAAAGCUCAGCCUGGAGAAGGGGUCGCUGCCUAAAAGCGUCAAACUAAACUCCGAUACAGGACGAAGUGAUAGUAGGCCCAGUUUUUAAAGUGAACUCUUUGCUACAACGGACUUAUCAGUUGAAGUCGAGUCUCCUUUCUACACGUUUUCCGUAGACAUGCUGCCGUCCAUCGCCGUGGUAACCACGCUGAUCCUCAGCUCUGCCUUAGCAGAGAGCACAGUGUUCCUGCAGCGCAGCACAGCAGGGCAGAUCUUGCACCCGUCCACCAGGAGGCGACGAGGCAACUCCAACUUGCUGGAGGAGCUCUUUCCUGGAGACCUGGAGAGGGAAUGCUACGAGGAAAACUGCUCACAGGAGGAAGCGGCUGAGAUCUUCCAGUCUCAAGAGAAGACGCUGGAGUUCUGGUUCCGAUACACAAACCUGAAUCCGUGUAGGACAAACCCUUGUCUCAAUGGCGGCAUGUGCACUAUGGAGCGAGGGCACUUCCUGUGUCUGUGUCCUCCUCGCUUCCACGGAGAGACCUGCCACUUGGAGGUGUUGCUGUGUCGCUAUAGAAAUGGAGGCUGCCUGCAGUACUGCACAGACCUGCCUGGGGGCGCUGGUGUUCAGUGUGGCUGCGCUGACGGCUUCCAACUGGACUCAGAUGGCCGCAGGUGCUCUAAGACAGUUCCGUUUCCCUGCGGGCACCAGCAGGUGAUGCUGCAGUGGGGUCGCGCCCUUUUGGAUCGCUCCGAUCUGGUCAACGUCACAGUGGGUACGAACGUCACGUGGGAUGACAACAACACCCACAGCUGGUUGAAUUGGACGCACGACGCAGAGGAGAUGGCAGUAAACGCGUCUCAGCUGCAGGAAGUGGGCGGGGCGAGCGGGAUGACUGAGGACCUGAGUCCUCGCAUCGUGGGAGGAGCCUUAGAGAAGCCUGGAGGGAGUCCUUGGCAGGUACUGAUCCGAAGGGCCGAUGGUUACGGCUUCUGUGGAGGAACGCUGGUGUCGGACCGCUGGGUGCUGUCUGCUGCUCACUGCUUCCAGCAGAGGGCGCACCAUAUUACCAUAGGUGACUAUGACAAGCAGCGUCGCGAUCCAGGUGAGCAGAUGAUUAAGGUCCAGCAGGUGCUGAUUCAUCCUCACUUCCACUCGUUCACGCUGGACAGCGACAUCGCUCUGCUAUACCUGGAUCGGGCCAUCGUAAGAGGACCCACCGCCAUCCCUGCAUGCCUGCCCGACCCCCACUUGUCUACAUACCUUCUCCAGGAGGACAAUCGGGGUGUGGUGACGGGGUGGGGAACCACAAAGUAUCUGGGCAGGUCUUCACGGUUCCUCAGGAAGGUGGCGCUCCCGGUGGUCAGCCACCACUCCUGCAGCCUGUCUAGUGAGCAGGUGAUCACAGACAACAUGUUCUGUGCAGGAUACCUGAAGGCCAUCAGUGACGCCUGCAGCGGCGACAGCGGUGGUCCCUUUGUGGUCAACUACAGGGGGACGUGGUUUCUGACCGGCAUCAUCAGCUGGGGUGAGGAGUGCGCCGCCAACGGCAAAUAUGGCGUCUACACCCGCUUGGGGAACUUCCUGACCUGGAUCAGAGCCACCAUGAGCAGAGUGGACUUGAACGCCACGCAGAGCUGAAGACGCUUUUGUUUUUGUGAUGAUGAUAAUGAAUGAGGACAGACAAUAAAGCAUGUGUGAAGAAGUGUAUUUGAUACGUACACCUC
This is a messenger RNA of Doryrhamphus excisus (bluestripe pipefish), 1759 nucleotides long. Its product is annotated as coagulation factor IX. Gene Ontology annotation, biological process: proteolysis; blood coagulation. Gene Ontology annotation, cellular component: extracellular region. Gene Ontology annotation, molecular function: serine-type endopeptidase activity; calcium ion binding. Lineage: Eukaryota; Metazoa; Chordata; Actinopteri; Syngnathiformes; Syngnathidae. The record is from RefSeq and is a predicted model, not a curated record.